This is a messenger RNA of Daldinia childiae, 471 nucleotides long. RefSeq names its product Riboflavin kinase. Gene Ontology annotation, cellular component: mitochondrion. Bases 1 to 471 code for a protein of 156 amino acids. NCBI's taxonomy places the organism in Eukaryota, Fungi, Ascomycota, Sordariomycetes, Xylariales, Hypoxylaceae. Gene Ontology annotation, biological process: FMN biosynthetic process; riboflavin biosynthetic process. The record is from RefSeq and is a predicted model, not a curated record. The transcript has a single exon. Gene Ontology annotation, molecular function: riboflavin kinase activity.
AUGGUAGCCGAGGAUCGUCCGCGGAUUCUAUACGCAGACUCGGGUCCGGAGCCCCCGUACCCGCUGCGCAUGGAAGGCACCGUCAUAUCCGGCUUCGGCCGCGGGUCCAAAGAGCUCGGGAUCCCAACAGCCAACCUUCCUGUCGACUCGGUCGCUACGCCUUGGAUCGCCAGCGCAAAGUCAGGAGUAUACUUCGGCUACGCCGCGCUAGCUCUACCGUCAUCUCAUCCCGACCGACAAGACGCCAGCGAUGCCCAAAACCAAACCCACGAACCCCGCCAUCGCUCUAACCCCCCGCUGCCGCCAACGCACCUCCCGCCUCUCACCCACCUCCUCCCACGACGACAACGUCCGUCAACACUUCUUCCACCACCGAAGAGGCGCCCAACUCCACUACCACUAUCACUACCGAUACCACCUCCUCUUCCGCACCGACGUCGCAAAAGCGCUGGCAGAUCUACCCCAUGGUAA